Phycodurus eques (leafy seadragon) is the source of this 5445-nucleotide messenger RNA. RefSeq names its product carbohydrate (N-acetylgalactosamine 4-0) sulfotransferase 14 (gene chst14). Gene Ontology annotation, cellular component: membrane. Gene Ontology annotation, molecular function: sulfotransferase activity. Gene Ontology annotation, biological process: dermatan sulfate proteoglycan metabolic process; carbohydrate biosynthetic process. The record is from RefSeq and is a predicted model, not a curated record. Bases 552 to 1664 code for a protein of 370 amino acids. NCBI's taxonomy places the organism in Eukaryota, Metazoa, Chordata, Actinopteri, Syngnathiformes, Syngnathidae. The transcript has 2 exons.
AUCUAUGUGACUCAAAGACAGGAGUAUCUCCCAGUGUCUUAAACCCAUAUCAAAAUAAAACUUUAUCAAACUAAAUAAGACAUGUUGCUGACUACGAAGUCCACAGAGUCACUUGCGAACUGCAGGUUCUCGCGUGAGUUCGAUGUGUCCCGAUAACUCAGAAAAAAAGCCAGCAAAACAGGGAGAAAGAAAUUGUCAGAAAAACCGAAAAAAAAUAUUCAAAAAAACAAAACCCUGAAAAAAUUAUUCAGAAAAACGGGAUUAUUAUUAUUUUUUUUUUUUAUCCAAAUGAAUAAAAUACGCUUACGUACAUUCUUACUUGAUUUCUCGUGUCAAACUAACUUGGGCGUUUUAUUUUGAAAAUCUCACAGGAAAUGCUACGCGUGGAUGUUGUCUGGGUAAAAGUUAACUAUGGGUACGUGGUAGGUUUAAAAAAAAGAAAAGAAGAAAAAUCCAUCCAUUCCAAGCCCUUUGUUUGGUGAUCCUGGGCCAGUUAUCUUGAGGAACAACGUUUACAGAGGCGGCUUGUAGCGGCUCGGACGCCCCGGCGGAUGGCUCCUCGAAGGCCGGACUCGGCGAAGAGAAGCGGCGGCGGUCGGGCCCCCGACUUUCGGAGCUCGGGCUCGGCGGCGCGCCGCCACUCCUCCGCCGCGGUGCUGCCGUCCGUGCUGACGUUCGUGGUGAUCGUCGCCUCCGGAGGCCUGCUGCUCAUGAUCGAGAAAGGAAUGCUCAGCGGCGUAAAGACACCUUCGCCCCGGGGAAGCAGGAGGCUGGAUGUCGGCCGGCAGCACACCAGCCAACGAGAGCCUGCGGCGGAGGACGUGGACUUGCAGAUCCUCCAGGACAUCCGAAACCGGACCCUGAUGUCCAUGUGCAGUCAGAAGAACAUGCCGCACAGCCUGUGGUCGCUGACGCCGCAGGAAAGGAGGACGCUGCUGCAGCACGUGUUGGUCAACGACGAGUACCGCUUCCUGUACUGCUACGUGCCCAAGGUGGCCUGCUCCAACUGGAAGCGCGUGCUGAAGGUGCUGGGCGGCGCGCUGGAGAGCGUGGACGUCAAGAUCAAGAUGGAUCACAUGAGAGACCUGACUUUCCUGUCCUCGAUGAAACCGGAGGGCAUCCGCUACCGUCUGCAGCACUAUUUCAAGUUCAUGUUCGUGCGCGAGCCAAUGGAGCGCCUGCUCUCCGCGUACAGGAACAAGUUCGGCGAGAUCGAGUCGUACCAGCGCAAGUACGGGGCGGAGAUCGUCAAGCGUUACCGCAAGAACCGCGCCGGCAAGAGCUUGCGCAUCGCCGGCGACGACGUGACCUUUGCCGAGUUCGUCCGCUACCUUCUGGACGAGGACGCCGAGCGCAUGAACGAGCACUGGAUGCCCAUGUACAACCUGUGCCAGCCGUGCGCGUUGCGUUACGACUUCAUAGGCUCCUACGAGCACCUGGAGCGGGAUGCCGAGUUCGUGCUGCGCAGCGUCGGGGUGCCGCCGCACGUCAGCUUCCCGGCGAGGCAGGCGUGGUACAAGCCCGUCACGGCGGAGACGCUGCACUACUAUCUUUGCAGCCUGCCGCAGAAGCUUCUCAGGGAGCUCCUGCCCAAAUACAUUUUAGACUUCUCCCUCUUUGCGUAUCCACUUCCCAACACGACCGCGGAGCACUGCCGGCAUUAAAAAAAAGUAAUUAAAUAAAUAAAGUGAACUGGAUUAGCAUUUAAAUGAUUAAUUGUGCAUUUAUGUGUAUCUGCAGACCCCGCUGUAUCACGUUUUAGGCCCGCCGCGCACUGAGCAAAACAGCCAAACGUGACAGAACCAUCGCAAACAAAAUUUUAGUUGGGUGACCUUUUCACCACACAUCCAGUGACUGCGACCCUGUAUCGGGUUUUGAGGCGCAACACUAUACUGUAUUAUAUUUUUUGAUUGACCCAAAACCCAAAACAUGGCACGAUUGUCAAAGAAGAUGCGGAUGCCCAAUAAUUAUGAGUGCGGCUAUUUUGAGUGUUGGCAAUGAUCGAUCUCCCCAAUCACUUACUGAAUUCUGUUUCAGCGACAGACUCCGCUCCUCUGUAAAUUCGUACUCUUCUAUAUUUUUCUACUUUUCUAUCAAGACUGUUCACAUUUUUACCCAAGAUGUCUCGUGGCUUUUGUGUAGCCGGCUAAAACGCACACCAAACACUACGUCAGCAGGCUGUGGAUUAUUUUCACUCGUUUUCCACGUUUUUAAAUCGUAUACAGUGGGAGGAAAUAAUUAUUUUGAUCCCUUUGUGCGUUUGUAAAAUUGCUCACUCAACAAAGAAGUCUUCAGUCUCCAAUUGUUACAGAUGUUUUGGAUUAUGGUGACAGACAGAAGUUGAAAAUGGUUUGAAAAAAAAUAAAAAAUACACAAGUUUUUUGUCAAUUCUGGCUCCCACAGACUGUUGCUUAUGCGGCACAAAUCAACCAAUACUCGUGAUCCCAACUUUGGGGUAAAAGGCGACUUCACCAUAUUUAGAGGCCAAUAUACUGUCAAAUCUUGCGAUGAAACUUCUUCUUACUCCCUAAAUACUUCUGGUUUCUCAGCUGUCGCCUGGAAACCGCUAAUAUUAAGCUCUCGCCGUAGGUUUUCUUUUGUGUUGAGGUUUUGGAGCCUGACUAGGCCACUCCAUGACCGUUAGUUAUACGCUUAAGUUAAUGUUCCUGCCUCCAUGCUUUUUUUUUUUUUUUUUUUUUUUUUUUUGCGGGGAUGUUGUUGAGUCAUACGCCUCCAAACACAAUAAAUCGAGUAAAUGGCAAAAAGCUCCACAAUGCUUUCAUCUGACCAGAGCACUUUCUUCCAAGCCUUCUUGAAGUAAUUUAGAUGUUCACUGGCAAACGUAAGGCGUGUCUGUACAUGUGCACCAGACAAACUGUGGGAGGCUAAAUUCUGGCUGAGUUGCAUUGGGAUUAAAUCCUUAUUUCACCCAAACAUUUACAGUUUUUCUAGGCAUUUUUGACUGAUAUCCUGUGUGGUACCGUAAUCAGUAAACAACCACAACAAUUAGAGACUCUUAAUUUCUGUGUAAUUGAGCAAACAAAUUUUAAAAAUCCUGCUGUUCAGCAUUAAUCAUCUUUCAACUAUCAAUAGUGGAAUUUACAAAGUCAAAUACCCCAAAAGGUGGUACAAUUUGGAUCUUAACCAAACAUUUUGUGAAAAAAUACUCUUCCAAAGUCAAACCUUCAUCAUCCCAUGAGAUGCCAAUCUCCGUGCAAAUUGAGUUACACAAUUCAUUCAAAAAUGUAUUAAUUACUGACACAAAUUCAGUUUAGCGCACAGAUGCUCAUGUUAUCUGAUAUGUUGCUGUAUAAACUAGCUUGCUGACAAAAUAUUAUUGUAAUUUCUCUUAUAUAAUGCUCAAUUCUUUAUCCCCCCCAAAAUUCUCAAAAGCUGAUGGGGUGCAUUAUACAUGGGCAUAAGGAAAAUGGAAAAAAAUAAAUCUUUCACAUAUGCUUACCAAUACCUAGAAGUUGUGAAAAAGGUGUACUUUCAUUCCAAAAUGAUAUGUAAUGUCUAAUGUUAAAAAUGUAUACAUAUUAGCCCACCUGAGAAUCAAGGCCUCUUCCCAGACCCAUUAUUCAUAUAAAAAUCCAUAACAUCCAAAAUAUUUGGCAUUUCUUUCUGGUAUUUUAAGAGGUGGAAGUGGGUAGAGAUGUCCCACAUACAUCUUGUUGACGAAUGCUGGCAGUUUCGCGACAUUAAGCUACGUUCAGGUGUUUCUGUAGUGAGUGCAUAUGAAGAGGAAAUCUUUUAACGUCCAUCAAAAUAGAAAAUGAGGAAUUUCAUUCUGAUAUUUUUAGAUGGGGAAGGGAGCAUAAUUAGUGAUGCCCAAAUACAUUUUGGUUGCAGUUCUGUGAUAUUAAGCAACAAUUAAGCUUUUUGACAUUAUGCAUGGCCUGAAAACCCCAAUAGAAUUACGUCCACGCAUGCACACGGAGCAGAAUAGUUAUUUGAAAAACCUAAUAAAAUAUGGAUAAUACUAAGUUUUGAGCAUAUGGACAGCAGCAAAUUGAUGUUGCGCAUUAUACAUAGGUAAGAAGGGUUUUCUUGAUUUUUCAGAUGGCGACAGUUUGAACACAUGAAUUCAGUUGACAUUAUUCCCUUUGAGAAAUCAAUCCAUGUCUCCAUAAUCGGGUUCAACUUCCAAGGUUCCAGUGUAAGAAUUUGACGCCAUUGCUUUGUUUGUGCUGUCUGCAUGAGCCUUGCUCUUUAGCGUCACACAGGUUUUAAGUUCCUAUCCGGGUUGAGGGAUACUACCAGUAAACAUUAAAAACAUGGGAGAGAGGACUCAUAAAGGCGAGAAAAUCUAAAAAUAAACAAUACAUAUAAAAUAUAAUCCUUUUGAUUGUCCUGUGCUUAGGAAAUUAACUGGUGUUUACAGCAACCAGUCCCAUUUUCCCGAUUUCAAUCCAAAGCCAUGUAUGUCCUAAUAGACAGAGCCACUGCCGGCUUUUCCAAGAAGCCGUAUAACCAUUACUGACAAUGUAGACAGUUAACAGCCUCAUUAAUGUCCAGUUAAGGCUCCCCUAAUGUAGUACGUUCCAGUCAGCAGGUCUAAAGCUUAAUUUAUGGAAGGCGUUCUUCGAGUGGUGCUCUUCACUGGAAGUCAAUCCCUGAAGCUCACGUCUGAAAGGAUGACAAGAUACCAGAAAAGCCGAUUGGAUGAGAAUGAAUAAUCUCAGGAUGCGGGGUGUCAUCAGUGUAACGCCACAUUGUACGUAGAGUAUUCUGGAAAAUGAUUUGUGUUUGGCUAUGUGUCCUCUGAAUGCGCUACAAUUCGCACACUAAUUGACAAGUGUAAUUCUGCGGCUUGGUGAUGAAGUGCUGCCACCACGAGUGAAAACACAAUCCACACUUUUAUGGUCUUCAAGGGUGCUCGCUGUUUUUCUUCACACUCUGGGAUCUGCUUACGCAAGUAGUUGCCGCUCGCCUUGUCACACCACACUAGCUCCGCCCCUGGCCUUCGUGCUAACGAAAGCCAUACUCGACGUGGAGGGGGGCUGGGUGAACACCGGUUUAUUUGCACGAGACAGGCUAAUUUGACCAAAGCCAAUAAAAUAGGAUGUGUGUCAAUCAAUUUGUUUUCAAUUGUGAAGAACAAAAAUGGGUCUCCUUUUUGUGCUACAAGUUGUGUGUGUUGCGUGAAAGGCGUCACCUGCGUAACUCACUGCUCCCCGGUCGAUCUGGCGUUCGUUUGGCCGUUCGCCUGUCGCUGAGGAACUUGAGGAUUGGCUACCUCCCUCGCGUGGUUGCAGUCGCCGCUGAUGAACAACAAAUUGUUAGCAGCCAUUUUGUAAUUACAGUGGGCAUUUCAUUUCGUUUUGUUUCCAUUUUUCCUGCUUGUACCAUCAAAACCAUAUCGCUAAACAACCAAUUAAAACAUGCCUGUUUAUAGAGUGAUGCUAUUAACCUGUAUGUACAUUCACUCUGUUUGGAAACCAA